CCCGGGGCGGCUCCGCAGCCAGCCCCGAGCUCGGACGGAGGCGCCUCGCUGGGGCGGGGACCUUUCCUCGUCUGGGUAGAGACGGGAUCUUGCUCUUGCUCAGGCUGGUCUUCAACUCCUGACCUCGAGCUCUCCUUCCGCCUCAAGCUCUCCUUCCGUCUCAGCCUCCCAGAGUGCUAGGAUUACAGGUGUCAGCCACCACGCCCGGCCUGGUUCACCAUUUCUGUCUUCUGGGCCAUUUCAUAGUUCUGAAUCAUGUCUGAUAACGGAGAACUGGAAGACAAGCCUCCGGCACCUCCUGUGCGAAUGAGCAGUACCAUUUUUAGCACUGGAGGCAAAGACCCUUUGUCAGCCAAUCACAGUUUGAAACCUUUGCCAUCUGUUCCAGAGGAAAAAAAGCCCAGGAAUAAAAUCAUCUCCAUAUUCUCAGGCACAGAGAAAGGAAGUAAAAAGAAAGAAAAGGAACGGCCAGAAAUUUCUCCUCCAUCUGAUUUUGAGCACACCAUCCAUGUUGGUUUUGAUGCUGUUACUGGAGAAUUCACUGGCAUGCCAGAACAGUGGGCUCGAUUAUUACAGACUUCCAAUAUCACCAAACUAGAGCAAAAGAAGAAUCCUCAGGCUGUACUGGAUGUCUUAAAGUUCUAUGACUCCAACACAGUGAAGCAGAAAUAUCUGAGCUUUACUCCUCCUGAGAAAGAUGGCUUCCCUUCUGGAACACCAGCACUGAAUGCCAAGGGAUCAGAAACAUCAGCAGUAGUAACAGAAGAAGAUGAUGAUGAUGAAGAGACUGCUCCUCCUGUUAUUGCCCCACGACCAGAUCAUACAAAAUCAAUUUACACACGGUCUGUAAUUGACCCUAUUCCUGCACCAGUUGGUGAUUCUGCUGUUGAUGGUGGUGCCAAGUCUUCAGACAAACAGAAAAAGAAGACCAAGAUGACAGAUGAAGAAAUUAUGGAGAAAUUACGAACUAUUGUAAGCAUAGGUGACCCUAAGAAAAAAUAUACAAGAUAUGAAAAAAUUGGACAGGGGGCUUCUGGUACAGUUUUCACUGCUACUGAUGUGGCAUUGGGACAAGAGGUUGCAAUCAAACAGAUUAAUUUACAGAAACAGCCAAAGAAGGAAUUGAUUAUUAAUGAAAUUCUAGUGAUGAAAGAAUUAAAGAAUCCCAACAUAGUUAACUUCUUGGACAGUUACCUGGUGGGAGAUGAAUUGUUUGUGGUAAUGGAGUACCUUGCUGGUGGGUCACUUACUGAUGUUGUGACGGAAACCUGCAUGGAUGAAGCACAGAUUGCUGCUGUAUGCAGAGAGUGUUUACAGGCAUUGGAGUUUUUGCAUGCUAAUCAAGUAAUCCACAGAGACAUCAAAAGCGACAAUGUGCUUUUGGGGAUGGAAGGAUCAGUUAAACUUACUGACUUUGGUUUCUGUGCCCAGAUCACCCCUGAGCAGAGCAAACGCAGUACCAUGGUUGGAACGCCAUAUUGGAUGGCACCAGAGGUGGUUACACGGAAAGCUUAUGGCCCUAAAGUUGACAUAUGGUCUCUGGGUAUCAUGGCUAUUGAGAUGGUAGAAGGAGAGCCUCCAUACCUCAAUGAAAAUCCCUUGAGGGCCUUAUACCUGAUAGCAACUAAUGGAACCCCAGAACUUCAGAAUCCAGAGAAACUUUCCCCAAUAUUUCGUGAUUUCUUAAAUCGAUGUUUGGAAAUGGAUGUGGAAAAAAGGGGUUCAGCCAAAGAAUUAUUACAGCAUCCCUUCCUGAAACUGGCCAAACCAUUAUCUAGCUUGACACCACUGAUCAUGGCAGCUAAAGAAGCAAUGAAGAGUAACCGUUAACAUCAUUGUCGUGGCCUCAUAUUCUUUUUUCCAUUUUCUAAAAGAAGUCCUUUAAUAUAUGAAAAUUAUUACUCUUUUUGGGGUUUAAAGAAAUGGUCUGCAUAACAUGGAGGAAAAAAAGCAAGCUACUAUUCUCUGAGGACAAGGAGAAAAUUGCAAAAAGAAAAUUAUGACUUUCAAACGAACCCCUUCUUUAGGGUCCAAAAGGAAUUGUGGACUGAAUCACUAGCCUUACGUCUUUCAGCAGACAGCCUAUCAGGGCCAUUUAUCAUGCUUGAGAUUUGCAUUUUAUUUUGCUGACUUUGUUGUAAUAGAUACCAUUCAUUGUCCCCUUUUGGGAUAUUUUCAAUACUUGAAUGGCAGAUUCGAGUUUUUCAGAGUAUUUGUUUCAUCUGCUAGUCUUCUUUUUCUCUCCUUCAUUAGCUUUCCUCUUCCUUGACUUGCUCCUUUUGAGUUGCUUUGAGAAGUUUUUCUCAUCCUAAAUUCAAGACAAGUGUGAUAGAAAUUAUGUAGCUCCUUAUAUUGGCAAAGGAGCUCGGUAUGGUUUAACUUUGUAUAGAAGUUAGGAGCAGCUACUGUUACAUGUUAUAUUUUAGUUCAGAACUUGACCUGAAGGAAGGGAAGAAAAAGUAUGUGAUUUGUACCUUUUUUAACAAAUGUGAAAAAGUCAAUUUUAGAAAUUUCAUGGUAGUGAGUUUGGCAUUUGUUACAUGUAUAGAGAGAAGACUAAUCUAUAUUUAUAACUAACUAAAUCAUUGAGAUAGAAAAAGAAUCCCAUUGACUAUACAUUCUUACAGUUUUAUCUUCCUUUCUAUUUCUUCUUCAGAUUUGGCUUCAGGAACCAAAGUGAUUUGUUCUUGUUCCAACUUAGGCUUUAUGACUUUGGUUAGUGCCAUGACUUUUCCCUUCCCUUCUUCCCCGACCCGGCCCCUUCAUUUUGGAAAUAAAUUUUUGUAUAUGUUGCAAUUUUAGGUUUAGGUUUGUUUUUUGUUUUUUUUUAAUUAACCCUCUCUGACUUCACACAUCGCCCCACCCCGCCGUGGCAACUAAUACAAUAACUCUUGAAUUUUCUGAAUUUAAAAGUUAACUUUUUUUUUCCCAUUUAAAGGAUAAAAGUAUUUGGGGCUAGCAGAGACAAAGUGAGAGACUUAAACCUUGGUGAGCUCUGAAAUAACUAGAUGAGAUUAUAUUCAAGAAAGAGAAAUGUCAGUAUUACAGACAAGCAGCUUAUGACCAGUUAGCUGUAGAGAUAUGUCAUAAGUUACAUUGCUCCCAAACCAUUACCAAUGUUUUACUAUCUAUGAGAACUUAAAUGACAAAGUACUUCCUGAAGAAUUAAUGGGUCAUUUGAGAUGUUGAGUUACUUUAGUUUUUUGGGGUUUUUUUCCUCAAAUUUUAAGUAGAGAAUAUUCAUGUAAAAAAAACUGGAGAAAAGAAAGAUGAAAUGUAUUUGUUGAAAGAAAUACUUUUUUUUAUUUUAAAGAUUAAAAAAAGGUCUGUGACCUAUAGCAUUAAUUAUUCGAGUACCCUUUUUUUCUCCCCCCCACUUCUCUUUUUUUCUCUACUUCUCUCCUUAUUUUUCGGUUGUUUUGCUUUUUGAGUAGGUAUUGUUCCUUCUGACAUACCUGGAACCACAUUAAAGAGAAAUAUCUGUGGUUUGGUUCUGGCAUUUUGUUCCUACCAUCCCCUCCCAAUUAACUUCACUCCUGCUUGCCAUGUUGCAAUAGUACAAAUCAUGAAUAAAAAUAAUUUUGCCAUUUUGGAGUACAUUGAGGAAACUAGUAGGGUUUUAUUUCCUAUUAUUCCCAUUAUAUCUGUGUUAAGAUACAAGUAUAAAGAGAGAAGUGGCUGUUUCUUUAUUGGUAAGACAGGAAGAUUUUCAGAAAAAUGACUUAAAUAAUUAAUGAAAUUUAUAUUUAGAGCACUUAAUGGUCUCCUUUCAAUAUAAUACUUGAUUUCCUUUUUCUCUGGACUAUGUUGGCCUUCUACAGCUAUUACUAAAUUACAGGAACAAGCUGGUUUAUUUCGGUGGAAAGCUACAGUGCCUCUUGAGUUCCAAAUUUGAACAUUCUUUCUAAACAGUUGUCUGGAUGGAUUGUGAUAAAGAAGAUGCUACCAAUGAAAUAGAAAACCAGCUAGAUGAUAAGACUGGUCAUCAUGACCACUUGAGAAGGAAGGCACUUUCAUCCUAAGUCAUAAAGACCAUAUUCAUUGAAUAUGUGCCAAUGCCCCAUUUUAUGCUUGUGACUCAACAAAGGGCUUUUCAGUCAAAAGAAGCAAUUUGGGAUUUGUAUUUACAACUUCUUUGAUGGUUACCUGCACGUCCAUUGCUGGCAACGGACUUUGUCGUUAAAACCUGACUCCUAGGUUAAGGGAGCUACACUGUGGUUUAUUCUUUCCUUACUUGGAUAAACUAACCUGUAAUAGAAAUAUACUUUGGUUAAUUCUGAAAUGUGUCAUUUUUAAACAAAAUAAUCUUAAAAGCAAUACAGAUUUGUGAUUUAUUAGUUAAUUUUAAAUUAAAAUGUCCAGAUCUUGUUGAAAGAACAAUUAUAUCUGAAUCAAGAUUCAUUUUUUAAAAAUAAUUGCCUUUUGUAUUCCCUGUUUUUAUCCUCAUCUUAGGAUGAAAAUUCCCAUUUAAAUCUAAAAGUUACCUUAGUAGUCCUCUUGUUAUUAGAACAAUAUUACUAUAGUACUUAUUUAUUAUAUUUUAGACUGUCUGGUGGUCUUAAAGUUAUCUUUUUUUCUUUUUGCUGCUUUUAGGGACAGUUAAAACUGGGAAACCGUGAAAACAUUGAGCAUUUUAUCCUACCUGAAUAGUAAACAAGUAGAAUGAUUAUGUAUCGUGAGACACCAAGGCUAACACAACUCUGUCUUCAUGUGUUGGGUGCCUGGCACGUAGUAUGAAUUCUCUUCCCUUCAACAUAUAAAUAUUAAGCUGCUUAAAAUUUAUCUAGUAACCACCAAUCCUAAAUGAGCCUGUGCCUUUAACAAGCAAUUUUAAACUACCUAUGAGUAUUUCUUUAUAGGGCUCACUUAAUGUUUGUUUAUAUAUACUGUAUUCUGGCCAGAAUAAUUUUAGAUCUGAUCAGGUAAUAGCUAUAAUUAGAAAAAAUAGGUGCUUAAAGAAUUUGCAUCAGUUUUUAAAUCUAAAAUUAUUAAAAUAUACUGAGAUCCAUAUCAAGUGAAAUGUCAAAAUACUAUAGAUUAUAGCUAAAAUCGAGAUUAAUACUCUGGGUUUUUAUAGUGGAAUUUCAUAGUAAUAUAAAAAGCGAAUUAUCUCCUCUGCUCCCACAGUAGAUAAUAAUAUUUAAGCAGUUACAUCAGUUUUUCCAUAGUGUGUGUAUGUGUGUGUGUAAGAAAAAUAUACACACAAUUUUUUUUCUUCACUCAACAAAUUUAUUGAACACUCUGGCAAAGAUGCUGUGGUAGAUGAUUGAGUUACAAAGAAGAAUCAAGCACUGGCCUGGCCUUGAAAGAACUGAAGUCUUUCUCCACCAUUCUAGAAUGUUGCCAAGACAAGAGGCACAAAGAAAUAUAUGAUAAUUCUGUCAAAUUAUCAUUUUAUAUUAAGAAAAACAAUUACAUUUGGAAUUCAACAUCUUUGGUUGGAAUGUGUUGGCUUCUUUUUUCUUGUUUUGAUAGAGGUGGAAUUAAGUGAAAGUAGCUUGUCUUUUCUGUUGUGUCUUCAAAUUUUAUAAAGCCUUUUAUUUUUAAUUUAAUCCCAUUCAAGUAUUUAAUUGUUAUAUUGACAUUAACUGCUGUAUUUGAUGACUUUGUUCAAUAAUUUUGUUCUUUCAGGGCUAGAAAUAAACUUUUUUUAAUGUUUA
Molecule: messenger RNA, 5660 nt
Organism: Lemur catta (Ring-tailed lemur)
Lineage: Eukaryota; Metazoa; Chordata; Mammalia; Primates; Lemuridae
Gene: PAK2
Product: p21 (RAC1) activated kinase 2
Exons: 16
Coding region: 256-1830 (524 amino acids)
Biological process (GO): intracellular signal transduction; regulation of axonogenesis; regulation of MAPK cascade
Cellular component (GO): cytoplasm
Molecular function (GO): protein serine/threonine kinase activity; ATP binding
Source: RefSeq, a predicted model, not a curated record